Hippocampus zosterae (dwarf seahorse) is the source of this 1977-nucleotide messenger RNA. RefSeq names its product chemokine (C-X-C motif) receptor 3, tandem duplicate 1 (gene cxcr3.1). The coding region runs from base 407 to 1543 and encodes 378 amino acids. The record is from RefSeq and is a predicted model, not a curated record. NCBI's taxonomy places the organism in Eukaryota, Metazoa, Chordata, Actinopteri, Syngnathiformes, Syngnathidae. Gene Ontology annotation, molecular function: C-X-C chemokine receptor activity. Gene Ontology annotation, biological process: inflammatory response; chemotaxis; regulation of leukocyte migration. The transcript has 3 exons. Gene Ontology annotation, cellular component: membrane.
GGGGCCAGCGGUCCAGUGGCUAGUACGUCGACCUCACAGUGCAGAGGUCGUGGGUUCAAUCCCGGCUCCGACCUUCCUGUCUGGAAUUUGCAUGUUCUCCCCGGGCCUGCGUGGGUUUUCUCCGGGUGCUCCGGUUACCUCCCACAUUCCAAAAACAUGCACGGCCGGUUGAUUGACCACUCAAAAUUGUCCCGUGGUGUGAGAUGAGCAGAUGGUUGUUUGAAGUACCUUUGCUGCAAUGUCAUUUGCAUCACCAGUCAUGCACUCGGGACUCAGCACACCUGCUUUGUGUGGUUUUCGCUUUUUUUUUUUUUUUCCACUCGCAUAAACCUUGGCUUCCUCUCUUUUAGCGACAGAACUAUUAGCCCAAUUGUCUGUGGUGCUUACAUCUGCUGUGUUAUCAGCCAUGUCAUAUGAUUUCAGCCUGAGCUCUCUUCUGGAAAGCGGUCAGUCAGUCACCUUAGACGGCAACUCGACGCUCUUGGAUGGCGUGCUGUUCGGAUAUGACAACGAGAGUGACGAAUCGUACGACGGCAACGAGACGCUCAUCGGCGUGUGCGACCCUAAUGAGGGCCAGCACUUCCAGGCAGUCUUCAGCCCGGUCCUGUACUCGGUGGCCUUCCUCGUGGGCAUUCUGGGUAACGGGUUGCUCUUAGGAAUUCUGACUCGGAGCAGAAAGACGUGGAGCGUGACCGACACCUUCAUUCUGCACCUGGCCGUGGCCGACGUCCUGCAGCUGCUCACGUUGCCUCUGUGGGCCGCGCAGGACGGCCAGAGUUUGGGAUGGACCUUUGGCACGCCUCUCUGCAAGAUCGCCGGUGCUGUUUUCACAAUCAACUGCUACUGUGGGAUCUUCCUUCUGGCAUGCAUCAGCCUGGACCGCUACGUGUCCAUCGUGCACGCCACCCAGGUGUACUCCCGCCGGAAACCCUGGAUCAUCCAGUCCAGCUGCCUGGCCGUCUGGCUCCUCUCACUUCUCCUCGCCGUGCCCAAUUUGAUCUUCCUGGAGGCGGUGGAGAACACAAGGCGACGCAAAACCCAGUGCGUGGCCAACUUCGCCUCCUGGGAGCUCGCCUCCCGCCUCCUCUGCCACAUCGUCGGCUUCCUGCUGCCCUCGCUCGUCCUCGUCUUCUGCUACUCGUGCAUCCUUCGCCGGCUGCGUUGCGGCGCCGGGGGCGUCCAGAAGCAGAAAGCGUUUCGAGUCAUCGCCGCGGUGGUGGCGGUGUUCUUCCUCUGCUGGACGCCGUACAACGUUACUCUCAUGGUGGAGACGUCUUUUUUGGGCAACAAUCGCACCAGUUGUGAAUUCAGAGCGUCGCUGCAGAAGGCCAUGAGCAUCACGCCGAUUGUAGGCAACCUCCAUUGCAGUCUCAAUCCCAUCCUGUAUGCCUUUGUGGGCGUCAAGUUCCGUCGUCAGCUCCUGGACAUCCUGCGGCUGCUCACCUGUAAAUCCGAGACGGGAACCAAAUUCCAGUCGGUGAGCGGCAGGAGAACCUCCAUUUGGUCCGAGUCUACGGAAACCUCCAACUCCCUCGCAAUCUGAAGCGCGUGUUAACAGAGGCGUGCACACAUCAGAACCAAAUCCCUGACAAAAUACAACAACCCUCAAGUGGCUUCCGGAGGCUUUAAGCCAUCGUAAUUUGGGAGCAAAUCUUGAGUGUAUGUAACAUUUUUCUUCUAGCGUCGCUUUGCUUUCCAACAAUCCUGACUCACAUGUCAACAGCAUAUAUUGUCGUGUUAUCAAGUCAGGCACACGUGAGUCCAGCUGUCGUGUUAACGUGGAUAACUUUUAUUCAGCUUUCCCGAAGCGUGUAUUCUCUCUCUAGUCACUCUCUCGUCUCCCGCUCUCGGCGCACACUCAUGACGUAGUCGCCCUGCGACUCUAUCGUCAUGCUGUACACAAUUACACCACAUAUAACGCCAAUAGUAUGUGAUUGUGCCAUUAAAUGUACGCGAAUAAAAUGUAUUCGUACACGU